UUAUCUGUCACUCACUGCACGCCUCAUACUCUCUUCCCCUUUUCUGCUGCUCUGCUUCUUCUUUAUCAUCAUCUGCCUCUUCUUCUCCUUGACUGACUGCAUUGGCUGCCCAGACUUAGUGUUUCUUGAAUGGAAAUCGUCGCUGUAUUUGGCAUUUAAAUUCCAGUAUAUCCAAAUCCAACGUCAACAACCUCAUGAUGCUCAGGAAUUUGGUGGUGGCAAUGCUAUUUGUCACCGUAAUUGCUCCGAUUCUUCUCUACACUGAUAGAUUCGCCACCUUCAAGGCUUCCUCUUCUAGAACCCAAUUUCUCGAAGAUUUUGCGUCUUUUACUCAGACACUUCCCGGAGAUCCCACUCAUCAUCUCCAUGUGUUACCCCAGGAAUCCUCUACCUUGCUUAAAGAACCCAUUGGAAUUGUAUAUACGGAUAACUCCACCAAUUCACCUGCAGAACCCUUCUCCAGAAUUCCAAUUACAGAUUCAUCAGCUCAAGAGAAAAGAGAGCAUAAAUCUGCUAGAGUAUUAUCUGCUACCAGCGAAGGACUACAAUCCCAAAAUAAUAGUACCAUCAGACAGGUCAUUGACACCUCUAAUCAAAAGGAGAGCCGGACAGAUGCCGAAGUUGCUAAGGAAGAGGAUCGCAAAGAAAGGGCGUCCAACGGAGUAUCGGACACUGCCGCUCAAAAUGCGCUGGAGCAGCAAUCUGCUAUAACUUCUGAAAAGGUCAAUGAGAAAGAGCCCCCCAAGUCUAAAACUGAUAAACAGACAAAACAAACGCCUAUGCCAGAUGCUCGGGUGCGCCAACUUAGAGAUCAACUUAUCAGGGCAAGGGUUUACCUAUCUCUUCCAAUCAUAAAGAACAAUCCCCAUCUGACAAGAGAACUUCGGUUACGGAUAAAGGAAGUUCAACGUGUUGUUGGGGAUGCAACUAAAGAUUCUGAUCUGCCAAAGAACAGUGUCUAUGAGAAAUUGAAGGCAAUGGACCAAUCAUUAGCGAAAGGCAAGCAGAUGCAGGAUGACUGUGCUACUGCUGUUAAGAAGCUUCGGGCUAUGCUUCACUCAACUGAAGAGCAGCUUCGAGUGCAUAAGAAGCAGACCAUGUUCUUGACACAAUUAACAGCAAAAACACUUCCUAAAGGUCUACAUUGUCUUCCAUUACGCUUGACUACUGAGUAUUAUAGCUUGCAUUCUUCUGAGCAACAAUUUCCUAAUCAAGAGAAAUUAGAAGACCCUCGGCUAUAUCAUUAUGCAUUAUUCUCAGAUAAUGUUCUGGCUGCAGCAGUUGUUGUGAACUCCACUGUUACCCAUGCAAAGGACCCUUCAAAACAUGUUUUUCACAUCGUUACUGAUAGACUCAAUUAUGCAGCAAUGAGAAUGUGGUUUCUAGUGCAUUGGCCAGGCAAAGCUACUGUUCAGGUUCAGAAUAUUGAAGAAUUUACAUGGUUAAAUUCAAGUUAUAGUCCUGUUCUCAAGCAGCUGGGUUCUCCUUCUAUGAUAGAUUAUUACUUUAGGACACACCGGGGUAACUCCGAUAACAAUUUGAAGUACCGAAACCCAAAGUACUUAUCUAUCCUGAACCAUCUACGCUUUUACCUGCCUGAGGUCUUCCCAAAGCUCAACAAAGUGCUGUUCUUAGAUGAUGAUAUAGUUGUCCAAAAGGACCUUACAGGCCUUUGGUCUCUUGAUUUGAAGGGUAAUGUUAAUGGUGCUGUAGAGACUUGUGGAGAAAGCUUUCACCGUUUUGAUCGAUAUCUCAACUUCUCACAUUCUCUUAUUUCAAAGACUUUUGAUCCUCAUGCUUGUGGAUGGGCAUAUGGGAUGAAUAUAUUUGAUUUGCAGGAAUGGAAGCGGCAAAACCUCACCGAACUCUAUCAUAGAUGGCAGAAGCUGAAUCAUGACAGAUUGUUGUGGAAGUUGGGGACUCUGCCACCUGGUCUCAUUACUUUCUGGAAAAGGACUUACUCCCUUGACCGAUCUUGGCAUGUUCUAGGCCUUGGCUAUAACCCCAGUGUCAACCAAAGAGAGAUUGAACGAGCUGCAGUUAUACACUACAAUGGCAAUUUGAAGCCAUGGCUUGAGAUAGGCAUACCCAAGUACCGCAACUACUGGGUGAAAUAUGUAGAUUAUGAUCAUAAGUACUUGCGAGAGUGCAACAUUAACCCCUAGAAGUGCCCUCUUGAUAUCCAAUCACUAGAGGUCUGCUGCACGCUCAUGUGACCAAACAUUUUUACAGGUUUGCAUCACUCUGUGUAGGUUCUUUCGCUAUCUAUAUAGUAGCUUCCGAGCUCGAUUCUUUCUGUAUACAAUUUUCCCCCCUGUUGUUUUGGCACGAUAGUUAAUUUUGGAACCCUUGGUUGCAUAUCUGCAAAUUGGCAGUCGUAUUUGUAAAUGAUUGCAGGUCUUCUUAUUUUUUGGCUGUAAUAUUAGUUUAUCGACAUCCUGUCUACAUUUGUAUCA
This is a messenger RNA of Manihot esculenta (cassava), 2456 nucleotides long. Its product is annotated as probable galacturonosyltransferase 4. The record is from RefSeq and is a predicted model, not a curated record. The coding region runs from base 195 to 2165 and encodes 656 amino acids. Gene Ontology annotation, molecular function: polygalacturonate 4-alpha-galacturonosyltransferase activity. Lineage: Eukaryota; Viridiplantae; Streptophyta; Magnoliopsida; Malpighiales; Euphorbiaceae. The transcript is spliced from 9 exons.